This is a messenger RNA of Carassius auratus (goldfish), 1569 nucleotides long. Its product is annotated as hepatocyte growth factor receptor-like. The transcript is spliced from 2 exons. NCBI's taxonomy places the organism in Eukaryota, Metazoa, Chordata, Actinopteri, Cypriniformes, Cyprinidae. Bases 334 to 1554 code for a protein of 406 amino acids. Gene Ontology annotation, molecular function: semaphorin receptor activity; protein binding. The record is from RefSeq and is a predicted model, not a curated record. Gene Ontology annotation, biological process: regulation of cell migration; semaphorin-plexin signaling pathway. Gene Ontology annotation, cellular component: plasma membrane; semaphorin receptor complex.
ACCUGAGAGAGCCGUUCUAUCCAAAGGCACGCGCGCCGUGGAGGAACGACCCGCAGUGUUUACGGAGAGUACAACAGCAAGCCUUUUAAACUAAUGUGACCCAUUUCCAGCGUGAGUCACCCGACUGCACAUUCUCUCACUCACUGAAUACCGGGUUGCAGAGAGAGAGAGAGCAACUUUUUAGCAGAAAGCGCGCAGAAACACCCCGUCGCAUCUCGAGACUGCAGGCAUCCGCCAGAAACAGCGCGCGUGUCUCCAGCGAAACCGUUAAAAGAUGUGAUUAUUUUCCAUUUCUGUCUCCGACAGGUGUCUUUAUUUUACAGAAGAACAAAGAUGAGACUUCACUAUUCUGCAGCAACUUCCAUCCUCAUCAUCCUUCAGAUGCUGUGGUGGGGCUUGAAUAGUCAAUGUGAGGAACCAAUAGAAAGCUCCAAACUCGACCUCUCUGUGACCUAUGACCUCCCUCACUUUGUGUCUGACACACCCAUCCAGAAUCUGUUGGAAUUCAAUGGAACUGUGUAUGUAGGUGCUGUUAACAAGCUGUACGCUCUGUCGAAAGACAUCAAGAAGAUACACGAGUAUAAUACCGGGCCUGUCCAUGAGGGUCAUGACUGCAGAGCACCAGAUCCAUGCAGUGGUUGCAAAAACAAACCCCUCAGCAAGAACAACACCAAUAUGGCCCUAUUGAUGGAGACUUUCUAUGAUCUUGAGCUCUUCAGCUGUGGAUCGGUUGGGAACGGCGUCUGCCGUCGUUACCUGUUAGAGGAUGGACCCCUGGAUGCGGAAAUCAGUUGCAUGUAUUCAAAGAAGAACAAAGACAGCAGCCACGGUUGUCCAGACUGCCUGGCAGGACCUUCAGGCACUCAGAUCCUAAAUGUGAUGAGCAGCGGCGUCGUGAGGUUCUUCGUCGCAAACUCUGAGCCUCUUGAUUCAACCAUCCCGCGUCUCCACCACACUAUCUCUGUCAGGAAGAUGCGAGAGACUCAAGACGGCUUUGAGUUCUUUUCCGAACAAUCCUACAUGGACUUGGCCCCAGGGCUGCGUGGAAACUACCCGCUGCACUACGUCUACUCCUUCCAGAGCGGCCCAUACGUGUAUUUUCUCACCGUCCAACGAGAAGGUGGCAGCUCAAACUCCUUCCACACGAGGAUCGUACGCAUGUGCUCUUCAGAUCCUGAGAUCUUGCGCUACGUUGAAAUGCCCUUUGAGUGUAUUUACUCCGAGCGAAGAAGAAAGAAGCGCUCGGCUCAGAUGGUUUUCAAUGUUCUCCAGGCUGCGCAUGUGGCAAAAGUCGGAUACGACUUUCAGCAGGAGAUGGGCCUGAAAGAAGGAGAGGACGUGCUGUUUGCUGCCUUUGCCCGGAGCAAACCCGACUCACCGGAGCCCACGGCCAGCUCUGCCGUUUGCCUUAUCUCCAUCACCGACAUCAAUAACUUCUUCAGGGAUUUCAUGCAGAAGGGCUACACGAGGAAGCUCAGUCACUUUCCAGGAUCAGAGGAGAAAAUUUUCAACCAGGUAAGAGGUUUCAACCAAAUUAUGCAUUUUCUCCUGUAAGUUUUAGCUAAAAGG